AUGGCAGAGCCAGAGAAUAUUUUCCCCGCAUUGGCAGUUGUUGGGUUGUCACUCAAGUUCCCACAAGAUGCUGUCUCUGCUGAAUCAUUCUGGAACAUGAUCCUUGAAGGAAGAUGUGCGUCGACUGAGUUCCCGUCAGACCGGUUGAAUAUCGAUACGCACCACAAUCCAGAUACCAAUCGGCUUGACACCUUGUCUGUACGCGGAGGCCAUUUCAUGACAGAAGACAUUGGUCUCUUUGAUGCUCCCUUUUUCUCUAUCACCGCUGCGGAGGCUGAGGCUAUGGAUCCCCAGCAACGGCUUGUUUUGGAAACUGUUUUUCGAGCAUUGGAGAACGCCGGAAUGACCAUGGAGAGUAUUGCAAAAUCCAAGACCUGUGUUUUUGCUGGCUCAACCGGCCACGAUUAUCUCAUGUUAAAGGUGAAAGACCCUCUGUAUAUGCAGAAAUGGGACAUUACAGGAACUACCUCGAACAUGGUACCCAACCGCAUCAGUUGGUUUUUUGACCUUGUCGGACCCAGCGCUGCUAUUGACACGGCCUGCUCAAGUAGUUUGAUGGCUUUUGAUAUGGCCUGUCAGUCUAUCUGGAGCGGUGAUUCAACUAUGGGAUUGGCAGUUGGAAGUAAUAUUCUCCUAGCGUUAGAGACAACACUGAUGAUGGACAACUUGGGUCUUCUAUCCAAAGAUAGUCGGUGCUACAGCUUUGAUGAGCGUGGUAAUGGAUAUGCUCGCGGCGAGGGUGUCGGUGUUCUUGUUAUUAAGCCGGUGGAAGAUGCUUUACGUGAUGGAGAUACAAUUCGAUCUGUGAUAAGAGCAUCUUCUUCCAACCAGGAUGGAAGGACUCCAGGUAUCACGCAGCCAAGCUCGGAGAUGCAGGCCAAAUUGAUUCAAGAAACCUAUCGCAAAGCGGGACUGGACAUGGCAACGACGCGGUAUUUUGAAGCGCAUGGCACAGGAACUGCUGUUGGAGAUCCAGCCGAAGUGAAGGCCAUUGGAUCAGUAUUCCGACCGCACCAUUCUCCAACUGACCCUUUGUACAUUGGCUCUGUAAAGUCGAAUAUUGGACACUUGGAAGGAGGGAGUGGAGUUGCAGGUGUCAUCAAAACGGUCCUCGCGCUGGAGAAGGGUGUCAUUCCCCCAACCAGUGUGAACUUGCAAAACCUCAACCCUAGAAUUGAUGAUGAAUUUUUCCAUAUCAAGUUUCCGCAAACUGCUCUGCCCUGGCCAUCAGAGGGACUGCGACGUGCAUCCGUCAACUCAUUUGGUUAUGGAGGCUCGAAUACCCAUGUUGUCAUGGAUGAUGCCGGACACUAUUUGCAGAAAAUGGGCCUGAAAGGCAAUCACAACUCUGUCAUGCUUUAUUCAUCAUCCCUAUGCAAAGAUCACCGUGUAGCUGAUGUGGAGAAUUUUCAUAAUGCAAAGAUGGGCUUACACAAUGUGACAGAGAAUUCGGACGAUUCCCCCAAACUACUGGUUUGGUCUUCAGCCGACGAAAAAGGAAUUUCCCGACAUCAAAGGAAUUGGAAGUCACACUUUUCCGCGUCAUCCAAAUACGAUGCGCAACCCAAAUUUCUGGAUGAUGUGGCCCACACUUUGUCGGCCAGAAGGACACAUUUCUCCUGGAGGGCAUUUGCCAUCGCUCGGUCGUCAGAUAGCUUGGUUACAUUAUCUGAUCGAUUCUCGCCCGCCACUCGCGCUCGCACAUCGCCAAACUUGGCGAUGAUUUUCUCUGGGCAAGGGGCUCAAUGGUUUGCAAUGGGUAGACAGCUGCUUGAUGUCUAUCCAGUGUUUGUGCAAAGCAUCGAUGAAGCAGGAACGUAUCUCAGGACACUGGGUUGUGAAUGGACGCCCAUUGAUGAACUCAGACGAAGCGAGUCCACUUCCAAUGUGAAUAAGACUGAGUACAGCCAGAUUUUGUGUACGAUCGUCCAAGUUGCAUUGGUCGACCUGCUCCGCUUUUUGAAAGUCGUUCCCAAGGCGGUGCUAGGUCAUUCAUCCGGAGAAGUAGCAGCCGCCUAUUGUGCCCGUCAAAUAUCGAGAGAAUCAGCCUGGAAGAUAUCAUUUUACCGAGGAAACAUGAGUAGCAUGUUGGAGAAGACCAGCGAGUUCAAAGGCUCCAUGCUUGCAGUUGCCCUGUCAGAGCAGCAUGCAAUGAACUAUAUUGAAGAGAUUAGCAAGCAGUUUGAUGUGGUCAAACUUAGCGUCGGCUGUAUCAACAGCCCAAAGAGUGUGACCGUGACCGGAGAGGUGACUCAACUGGACGCGCUCAAGAUACUACUCGAUCGUGAUAGUGUCUUUUGUCGCAGACUCAAGGUCAAUUUAGCCUAUCAUUCUUUUCAAAUGAAAGAAAUAGCGGGGCAUUAUCUUGAAGCCUUGGGGGAUCUGCUACCCGAUUACUCAGGUAACAAGGAUUGCCCCGAAAUGGUGUCUUCUGUGACUGGCAAUUGGAUUGAACGAGGAGAAGCAUCUCAGGCUGUCCAUUGGGUUAACAACAUGAUUUCUCCUGUGCGCUUCUCUAGUGGGCUCGCCAUACUUUGUUCAGGUGCUUCUUCAAAAUCCCACAAGAAAUUGGAUGGCAGCCACCGCAGGAAAAUAUUGAUUGACCACAUAGUUGAGAUUGGACCGCACUCCGUUUUGCAGGGUGCCUGCAAAGAUGUGCUGGAAAGCGCCAAAGGAAACAAGGCAGUGGAAUAUUUUUCGUUAUUAGUUCGGAAUAUCUCCGCUCUCGAUACUGCUUUCUCUGUGUUUGGAAAAUUGUUUGCGGCGGGCUACCCAAUUGAUCUAAAUCGAGUGAAUAGACAUGACUCUGCAAAGCAAGGUGCACUUAAGUCUUUGUCAUGUCUUCCUCAGUACCCUUUCAACCACGAAGUGCGCCACUGGCACGAGAGCAAUCUCAGCAAAAAUCAGCGUCUUCGGGCUGUUGGUCGAAAUAACCUGCUGGGAGUUGCUGAUUCGUAUGAAAAUCCGUUUGAGAGACGAUGGAGGAAUUUUUUACGUGUAUCGGAGAUGCCUUGGAUCAAUGAUCACCAAAUUGACGGCACGAUUGUCUACCCCGGUGCAGGCAUGUUGGUAAUGGCCAUCGAAGCUGCUAACCAGGUUGCCGAGCAAGGUAGACCUGUCAACGGCUUCAAUAUUCAGCAGGCCAAGUUCCAUGCUGCAAUGAGAGUCCCAACUGGGGCAUACGGACUCGAGACAAACUUUUACCUCCGACCUGUCCAAAAUAUGGAUUCAAAGACUUCCACAUGGUUCGAAUUCCGUCUUUGCGCAUACCAAAAUGAGGUUUGGACCGAGCAUUGUACUGGCAUUGUUCAGAUCGUGUAUAACUCAACCGACACUGACCCCGAGAUGGAUAAAAGGCUCAAAACAGAAUUGUGGAACUACCAUAUGAAAGCCUACUCCGAUGCCAUGAAAGUAUGCACAUUGCCUAUGGAUGGAUUGUCUCUGUAUGCACGCUUGCAAAGAUCCGGCUAUGGAUAUGGAGAAGCUUUCCAGCUGGUAAGGUCGGCUUCAUUGAGUAGUGAGGAGAUGUCUGUCGUUGCCGAAGUGCAAGCAUUCUGCUCUUCACAAGGCGAGACAAUCCAUCCAACGACACUAGAUGCAAUUCUGCAAACGUCGAUCUGGACCACAGUGACUUCUGAGGCUGACAAUAUUCACACUGCCAUUCCAACAUCCGUUGAGAGUAUGUGGAUUUCUGGUCGAUUACCCGGCUCCACAUCAUCCCAUGUUCUAAAGACUCAUGCUACUCGUAACGAAGAGUCAACAUUCCUUGGGGAAUCUGUGAAUAUCACCGCAUUUGACGAGGCACUGGGAGAAGUUCUUGUCUCGAUCCAGGGACUUGGUACCAACGUCGUCAGCGAAACGAAAAUCUCAAUUGUUGAUGGAGUGGUUACGGAGGAUCUCUGUAAUUACCUGAAAUGGGAGCCGGACCCCAAUCUACAGAGCAACGGCCAAUUGACAGAUCUCUGCAGAAAGAGAACAACAAGUUGUAAAGACCCUGAUGAUCUUUUUCUCGACUUGGAUCUUAUCGUUAUGGUUCGAAUUACUGCAACACUCAAGAUGUUGUCCGAAAAAGAGAUCAAAACCCUCCAACCACAUUUUCAGAAAUACGUGGACUGGAUGCAAGGCCAACAAAAUACGCUUGAUGGGGGUCAACAUCGGUUCUGCGAACAGCCUUGGAAAAGCCUGCUGAGUGAUGUUGACUCUGUUCGUAAGAUUGAAACUCGAUUGCUGGACACAAACAAACAAUGCUCCCUCUUUGUUCUUGUUGCUCGAAACUUGCUCAGCAUCCUCACUGGGGAUAUAGAUCCUUGGGUUUUUCUGUUUGGAGGAGACAAGGUGAAUGAGUUUUACUAUGAAAAGCUUCGUGUUUCCCAUGGCCUCAAGCAGUUUGGCACCUACCUCGAUCUUUUAUCUCAUUCCAACCCAAUGAUGAAAAUAAUAGAGAUUGGGUCAGGUUCUGGAUCCAUGACUGACACUAUGAUCCGAAUGUUGGGAGGGGGUGAUGAAGGUAGUGAGCGAAAAUACGCUCAGUGGGACUACACUGAUAUAUCUACAUCUUUUUUGACGAGAGCCCAGGAUCAAUUCCGAGGAGAGGCGGAUAGAAUGAGAUUCAAACGACUCGACAUCGAGAAGGAUCCCGAAAAGCAGGGAUUCAGUUGUGGGACCUACGACAUCGUCGUUGCUUGUUUGGUUUUUCACGCGACUACCAACCUCAAGACCACAUUGUGUAAUGCUCGGAAGCUGCUGAGGCCAGGAGGAAAGCUCAUGCUAUAUGAGAUAGUCGCUCCAAAUUGCCGUUCCGCAUUUAUAUUUGGUCUUCUUGAAGGAUGGUGGUUAGGUUCGGAAUCCUAUCGCACACUUGGGCCAUGUGUCGAUGAGCGAAAGUGGAACGAACUCCUUAUAGAAACCGGAUUCUCUGGAGUAGAUCUUUUUUCGCCAGACUUCGAAACUUCAAUCUCCCAUGAGUGUGGGAUGUUAGUCUCGACGGCCGUUGAGGAGUUACCGACCAGUAAUUCGGCGCAAAGAAUUGAGAUUAUCUACGACGGUGCCGAUGCGUCUCAAAAACGCCUGAUGCAAUUCAUUAUCGAAAACUUUGAAACUGCGGUGAACACUCGCAUUCUAUGUUCUUCGAUUCAAGAGGCAGUGGAAAAGCCGGGAGAUGACUCUAUUCUUCGUAUCAUCCUCAUAGAACUUCAGAGCCCCAUCUUGCCCGAGAUUCAACCAGAGCUAUUUAUACAGCUUCAACACCUUCUUUCUUCAACGGCAGCGGUAUUAUGGAUCAAUCAAGGGGGCGGUAUAUUUCCAUCGCGGCCCCAGUUUGGUCUUGUGGAAGGAAUGUUCCGAGUGUUAAAGACGGAGAACAGUAAGCGAAAGCUUCAUCUACUGUCGCUUGAGCCCCAGGCCUCCCUCACCAGGAAACAGCAUGAUCAUGUCAGAAACAUGAUCAAAUUAUUGUUGUCGCCGACAGCGGUCAAUAUGGAUAUGCAUUACAUCGAGCACGACGGAGUCUUGAACAUCCCUCGUUUACUCCCUUCGAAACCAUUGAAUGAAAGCAUUGCGCUCAAGGCCAGUCCGCAUCAUUCUAGAAUUCAGAAUUUCGACUGUCAAAUCCCAUUGCAGUUUAAUGCUGCGUCCCCCGGAUUGCUCAAUGGGUUUGAAUUCAUUGAGGAUGAGAGUGCGUACCUCCCCCUCGAGGCGGAUGAAAUCGAGAUUCAGAUCAAAUGCGCAGGAAUAAACUUCCGUGAUGUCCUGAUUGCGGUGGGUCAGUUGAAGGCCAGCCAUACUGGAUCUGAAUGGUCCGGAGUUGUCAGUAGAAUAGGUGACGCUUGCAGCAGAUUCCAAAUUGGUGAUUCUGUUGUUGGUCUUCAUGAUGGAUGCUUUUCGACGUCCAUUCGCAUGCAGGAAAGCGGCCCUGUUGUCAAAAUUCCUGCCGGCAUCUCCUUCUCAGAUGCUGCAGCGGUGUCGGUGAACUUUGCUACUUCAUACAUUGCAUUGUAUAACGUGGCUCGUCUACAAACUGGCGAGACUAUCUUGAUUCAUUCGGCAACUGGAGGUACCGGUCAAGCAGCGAUCCAGCUUGCAAAAAACGCCGGUGCAACUAUCUUUGCCACGGUUGGCUCCGAGAGAAAGAGGAAAAUUCUGAUGGAUGUUUACAAUAUCCCUGAAUCGAACAUCUUUUCUAGCCGGACGACCUUGUUUUCAAAAAUGGUCAAGCAUCGAACGGGCGGAAAAGGUGUUGACGUUAUCCUCAACUCCCUGGCUGGUGAGAGCCUCUUCGCAUCCUGGGAAUGCAUUGCACCCUAUGGCAGAUUCCUAGAGAUCGGAAAGAGAGAUAUUCUCUCUAAUCAGAGACUACCCAUGCUCAAGUUUCUUGAAAACGUCACAUUCAGUGGUGUUGACUUGGCCGCUAUGUCGGUUGAACGGCCGUGGGUGUGCACUGCGGCUCUAAAAUCGGUCUUUGAUUUGAUUCAAGAAGGCAAAGUUCAUCCAUCACAGCCUAUUAAUGUAUAUGGGAUUGGGGAAAUGGAGAAGGCAUUUCGUAUCAUGCAAACCGGCCAGCAUGUCGGAAAGAUGGUACUUGAAAUGCGUGGGCAUGAUCAGGUAAAGACAGUGUUAAAAACACGCCCAUCCUUCUCGUUGGACUCAAAUGCAACGUUCGUGAUAUCGGGUGGAUUGGGUGGUCUCGGAAGGAACAUUGCGUGCUGGCUGGCAGAUCAGGGAGCCCGCCAUUUGCUUCUGCUCUCGCGCUCGGGGAGACAAGGGAAAGCCGAUGAUAUUAUCAAGCAGCUCGAAAAAAGGGGCGUCAAUGUCCUGGCUUCUGUGUGUGAUGUAUCAGACAAAUCGUCAGUGGAGAACGCAUUGCGUGAAUGUCGCUCGCAUAUGCCCCCAAUCAAAGGAUGCAUCCAAGCAGCUAUGGUCUUACGAGACGCUCUUUUUGAAGGAAUUUCUCAUCAAUCCUGGCACGAGUCCAUCGGUCCAAAAGUUCAAGGUUCGUGGAAUCUACACCAACUUCUUCCUCAAGGAAUGGACUUCUUUAUUAUGUUGUCUUCUAUCUCUGGUAUCUUGGGAACCACCGGACAAGCCAACUAUGCAGCUGGAAAUACAUUCCAAGAUGCGCUGGCUCGGCACCGCGUCGGACAGGGUGAAAAGGCAACUUCCCUAGAUCUGGGAGUCAUUGACUUUGCCGGUGCUGUGGUGGAAGACGCCCGACUGCAUGAUAUGUGGAUCAAACAUAGUGGGCUCAACCCGGUGACGGAAGCACAUGUCCAUGGCCUGCUUUCCACCUAUUGUGAUCCCAGUAUGAGUUACACCACAACUCGGGAUUGUCAGGUUGUCAUCGGCUUAUCGCCAAGUUCAGUCUCUAGCAAUGAGCAAUGGAGAACAGAGCCACUUCUCCAACACCUCAUCGUGAAUGAGAGACCUGGUGGAGUGGAGCAGAAGCAAGCCAAUAGCGAAGGGGCAGCAGCGCUACGGCAAGUAGAGUCUUUGACCGACGCCAAUGCGUUUAUCAUGGAACUCUUAACUGAAAAGCUUUCUAUAUCUCUGGGUAUUGCGAUUGCUGAUAUUGAUGCCAACAAGCCUUUGCACCAGUAUGGAGUGGACUCGCUUGUUGCGGUAGAGCUGCGUGGUUGGCUUUCCAGGGAGCUGCAGGCUGAGUUAGGGGUGUUUGAGAUUAUUGGAGGAGCAACGCUGACGUCUAUCUCUCAGCUCGCUACGAGGAAAAGCAAGCUAGUUAAUAUCUCAGCGAACUAG
Penicillium antarcticum is the source of this 7752-nucleotide messenger RNA. RefSeq lists its product as uncharacterized. Gene Ontology annotation, molecular function: fatty acid synthase activity; phosphopantetheine binding; 3-oxoacyl-[acyl-carrier-protein] synthase activity. The record is from RefSeq and is a predicted model, not a curated record. Gene Ontology annotation, biological process: fatty acid biosynthetic process; secondary metabolite biosynthetic process. The coding region runs from base 1 to 7752 and encodes 2583 amino acids. NCBI's taxonomy places the organism in Eukaryota, Fungi, Ascomycota, Eurotiomycetes, Eurotiales, Aspergillaceae. The transcript has 14 exons.